ACUAAAAGUAACUAAGCCUACGCCCUCUUCUGGCACAGCCUGUAGGUCGGCUCGGCAACAUACUGGUCGGCUAGAUUUAGGAACUGGUUAUAAGUUCGUACAAAAUUUUGUUUAUCAGUUAUUGUGAUAUUUCAUCAAUAUUUGUAUAGUUAAGCUAGCGACUAAAAUGACAGAAUCAAAUUCUGGCGGUAAACAACUUGGAAAAAUGGCUUUUGGGAGGAAAAAGAGAUCAUCGAAACAACUAUCGCUUAUUCACCAGGAGGAAACAAUGUUUGUUGACCCUAACACUCCUGACUACACCCAUACACUAUUAAGUGAUGAAGAAGAUGGGAAAGAACAAGUUAGCCUUCUUGAACUCUCCAAUGCUUCCAGCUUAUUUAACGAGCUUAAUGAGAGUUUUUCAAGACAUUCAAAUGUGUCAUCAACACCACAAAUGGGGUUUGGAACUGAUUUGCAGAGUAGGACCGCUCAUGAAGCUCUCUUGAAACUUAACGAUCAGGAGAUCAAACUUAUGGAAACAUUUCGUCGUGUUGCACAAAAGCGUGUAUGCUGUGAUCGAGAAUAUGCAACGGCCUUAGCAGGUGUCUCAAAUCUGGCUAAUCGUUUUGAUGUGGAGAGUCAGCUUACACACAACAGUGUAUUAGUAACGGCAUGGACAACUUUCAUUAAGGAAUCAGAGAAAACACAGAAGCUAAUCCGUCAAAAUGCAGAGACCAUGAACAGUAACCUCAUAGAGAAACUCUCGGCCCUUAUACGAGAAAAAAAUGAUGCUAAACGGCAAUAUAUGCAAGAACGUCACAGAAUUGAUUCAGAGUUUGUUAAGGCAAAGGAAGAUGUGAAGGAGAACCUAGCCAAGUACCAUAGACUAGCAAGGGAAACAAAAGAUUCCAAACUAAAAUACGAAGAGGCCAUUCCGAAAGCUAAGCCCAGAGACUUGGAGAAAUCCAAGGACAAGUACCGUAAGAGUACAAACAAGUUGCACAAGAUACACAACGACUACCUUCUAUCUCUAAGAGCAGCUGAACUUCACCAAGAACACUACAGACAAACCAUAUUACCCAGACUGCUUCAGUGCCUUCAAGAGACUCAGGAAAGUCAGGUUUCGCAACUAAAACAAAUUAUGCUGCAUAUGGCACAUCUAACAAACACAAGCAGUGAGGAAUUUUCAGCAAUUAAUGAUACUGUUGUACAGAAUAUUAAUGACAUUCAACCUGAAAAUGAAUACAUUGGAUUUAUUGAAAAUUAUAAAAUAGAUCCUCCUUCCACGGAGCAGUUUGAGUUUGAUACCUCACCUAUGAAUGAAUUCGAAAACAUGCUCAAACAAGAUGAAAUAGUACUCGAUAACCUAACCUGUGAAGCCAUAGAACACACACAUUCUCAAAUUGGUGAAGAAUUAAAUGACUUACGGGAGAGUUUAUCAGAGAAGGAAAACGAACUGAAGAACUUAGAAGAAGAAAUCAAAUCUAUACAUCCCACAGAUGCACAGGAGAGCAUGAUUCAGGAUUUACUGUUGAAACAGAAGGCAUACAGAACAGUGCUAAAAUUGAUUGGUGAGAAGCGUUGCUUAGAGGCCAAGCUGAGUGCUCAGUAUAUGAUAUUAGAUGAUUCUAUCAAAGCACUAGGAGAUGAAAUCCCUUCCCCUGGUAUAGAAUUCAAUGAUGAAAACAGAGGAACAACCAUUAAACCAAAUGCUCAAAACGAUUCCAGUAGUGGCAAGAAGUUAUUCUCAAUUAUGAGACCCAAAAAUAAGAAAUUUAAUGGAGAAUCAGCAGUAGCAGAAAAAGCAGUUGUACAUAGUAGGGAGAAGCCAAUCGACGAACAAGUGUGGUACCAUGGCGCCAUUCCACGUAGAGAUGCAGAAGUACUACUCGUCAAUGAUGGUAAUUUCCUAGUACGAGAAAAGAGUGAUGCAUCUGGCCAGUACGUUCUCUCUGCCCGUGCUAACAACAGAGUACGACAUUUUCCAAUUCAAGUUACAGCAGAGAAGCUAUAUCGUUUGGAGGGAGAAGCUUACAAGAGUGUGCCUUAUUUAAUCUACAGCCAAUUGGAAUCUGGUAACCCUGUAACUAAAGCAUCACAAGCAGUUUUGAAGAAUGGGGUCAUGCGGGUCAGGGAUGAACAUGACCUACGACAUGAGGACAUUGAACUGGGAGAUAAAUUAGGAGCAGGUCAUUUUGGGGAUGUUGUUCGUGGUGUCUUGAAGAAAAAUGGAUUUCCUGUUGCUGUCAAAACAUGUAAAGAGACGGUUGAUGCAGAUUCACGACGGAAGUUCCUGAUGGAAGCCAAAAUCCUGAAGCAAUAUGAUCACCAGAACAUUGUAAAACUAAUUGGUGUGUGUACUGACCGACAUCCAAUCUACAUAGUCAUGGAGCUUGUUUCAGGUGGUGAUUUACUGUCAUAUCUACGGUCUGAUAAGAAUGACUUGAACCAGAAGGUGAUGCUACGAAUGGGUGAGAAUGCUGCAGCAGGAAUGGCCUAUUUAGAGCAGAAGAAUUGUAUUCACAGAGACUUAGCAGCAAGAAAUUGUCUAGUCCACAUCAAAGAAUGUGACAAUAGCGUAAUAACUAAGAUAAGUGAUUUUGGAAUGUCGAGAGAAGUGGAUGAUGACAAUAUUUACACGAUGGGUGACACAAGGCAGGUCCCAAUAAAAUGGACUGCUCCCGAAGCCCUCAACUAUGGAACCUACACAUCGGCCUGUGAUGUAUGGAGCUAUGGUAUUUUACUGUGGGAGAUAUUUUCACGUGGUAGCACACCCUAUCCUGGAUUUCCUAACAAUGUUGCCCGAGAGAAAGUUGAACAGGGUUACCGCAUGUCAGCUCCGCACGGUACCCCUGAUGAAGUUUACCACAUAAUGAUGUCGUGCUGGGAGUAUGAACCAGAAAAAAGACCACAAUUUAAGGAAGUUCAUGUGACAUUAAAACGCAUUUGUAAGUUCUUAAAAGCGUAAAAUUCACUCCAUCAUCAAUUAUUGUCAAAUAUAAUCAGUCUGUGCUGAUUAACAUCUGAGAAACGCUGCAAAGAUUUUGAGGUUACUGGUCGUUUGUUAAAGUUGUAGGCAAAUGGAUUUAUACCACAUGGACUUUGGUUGCCAUUGAGAUGUCAAAUUCAUCUUGAUAUCAGAUUCUUAGAGGUUGAAGAAGCAGAUACGACAGAAUGCAUUGGAAUACAUUAGUAGUGCUUAAAAGCAUUGUUAUCUUUAUAAUAAUGCUGAAUAUUGGUAUAGAGCCAAAUUCAACAAAGUGCUCAAGCUGCUCUCUAAGAGAAAAGAUUAGCACAACAAGGACUUGAUUGAGCAACAAUCGUAAAAUAUAAGACAAGGUAAAUAUGAAAUGCUUACCCAACAGCAGUGCUGUGUUGUUUGUGAUUAAGUACUCGUUGGUGUUGAAGAAAGUAAAGAUAUUUUAAAGUGUCUGCGGUGCAGGCAAGAUUAGGAUAUAUAUGGACAUUCAGAGUAAGAUGUAUAGCUUAAUU
Anneissia japonica is the source of this 3471-nucleotide messenger RNA. Its product is annotated as tyrosine-protein kinase Fer-like. The record is from RefSeq and is a predicted model, not a curated record. Lineage: Eukaryota; Metazoa; Echinodermata; Crinoidea; Comatulida; Comatulidae. Gene Ontology annotation, biological process: peptidyl-tyrosine phosphorylation; chemotaxis; cell adhesion. The transcript has 18 exons. Gene Ontology annotation, molecular function: ATP binding; non-membrane spanning protein tyrosine kinase activity. The coding region runs from base 167 to 2947 and encodes 926 amino acids.